This is a messenger RNA of Pseudovirgaria hyperparasitica, 561 nucleotides long. RefSeq lists its product as uncharacterized. The transcript is spliced from 2 exons. Lineage: Eukaryota; Fungi; Ascomycota; Dothideomycetes; Acrospermales; Acrospermaceae. The record is from RefSeq and is a predicted model, not a curated record. Bases 99 to 530 code for a protein of 143 amino acids.
CUCUCUCUACUAACUGCUUACCCAACACGGACGCGCCAUUUGAUUUUUUGUGGAUGCUCUGACCUAUAAGCUUGUCAUAGCCCUCGCCUUUCGCCAUCAUGUUUGGCAAAGACAAGGAAAAGGACAUUGAAAAGUCCGGCAAUCCCAAUGGCGGCAACACCACCGAGAAGAAGGCCGACAACCCGUAUGAGGGUCUAGACGAAUAUGUCGCCCUUCAGCGCUACAUCUCAACCUACCGUGACCCGCGUGCUGCUAAAUUCGAGGAGGCCGCCCUCGAGGAGGAGCGCAAAAAGGCCAAUGCCGGCAAGAAGUGGUGGCAGAGUAAAAAGGCCGACGAUGGCACCGGCUCCGACACCACCGGUAUCGUGCCUGACGAGUGGCUCGAGGCCGACAUCAAGUACGGUAUCACCGAUCACGAUGUUGCUGAGCGCCGCAAGCGUUUCGGCUGGAAUGAAAUCGUCACGGAGAAGACAAACAAAUUCCUUCAAUUCAUCAGCUACUUCCAAGGUCCCGUGCUCUACGUAAGUUGACCUGCUACUACUACUGACUGCCACCACUGUC